Molecule: messenger RNA, 1171 nt
Organism: Sorex araneus (European shrew)
Lineage: Eukaryota; Metazoa; Chordata; Mammalia; Eulipotyphla; Soricidae
Gene: CIMAP1B
Product: outer dense fiber of sperm tails 3B
Exons: 6
Coding region: 296-1057 (253 amino acids)
Cellular component (GO): cytoskeleton
Source: RefSeq, a predicted model, not a curated record
UGGGACGGAGCCGGGCACUCCGGGCACUCCGCGGCGCGGGAGCAGGUCAGUGCGGCGGGGAGCCGGGCGCCCGCGGAUGUCCCGGUCCCUCUCCGAGAUCUGCGUCCGGACUCGGCUGCCGCGGACACCACAGGGGCGCGCCGGCGCCCACGGCCCCGCGGAGCCGGGAGAGCCCCUGUUUGCUCUCGGGCUCGGGAUACUGGCCGGGAGGGGCGGGCGGGGACGGACUCGGGGUGGAGGGGCCGGGCCGCCACCUUCUGUCCGCAGGUAAGCGGCCAGCGCACGCCGGCGCGCCAUGGGCUCGGACAUGUGGGUGGGCCCGUGGCGGCCGCACCGCCCGCGGGGCCCCAUCGCGGCGCUCUACAGCGGCCCCGGGCCCAAGUACAUGCUUCCCCCCAACACCGGCUACGCCCUGCACGACCCGUCUCGGGCCCGCGCCCCCGCCUUCACCUUCGGCUCGCGCCUCCCCACAAUGUCGGCUCCGUGCGGCCCGGGCCCCGGCUACCUGGUGCCGCCCCGCAUGACUGCGCGCGGGCGGGACGGCACCCCCGCCUUCUCCAUCUACGGCCGGCCGCGCGCCACCACGGCCUUCUGCACCCCGGGACCGGGCAGGUACCGCCCAGAGCUGGCCGGGAACGUGGCAUACCCCAGUGCGCCGCGGUACACCCUAGCCCCCCGGAACUGGGGCCUGCGCGUGGAUACGCAUAUCCCAGGCCCAGCGACCUACAAGGUACCAUCGCUCUUGGGCCCAAACUUGGUCAGUAAAGUCUCGGCCCCGACUUACUCUAUGUACGGCCGCAACCCGGUGGGCAGCUUCCUGGAGGACCUGAGCAAGACCCCGGGGCCCUGCGCUUACCACGUGGUGAACACCGGCGUCUACAAGUCCCGGGCCCCCCAGUUCACCAUGCUGGCGCGAACGUCGCUUCCCCAGGACCAGUCUCAGAAGCCGGGGCCAGCGGCCUACAACGUGGACCAGAACCGUAAACCCGGAGGCUGGAGCUUCGGGAUCCGGCACUCGGACUACAUGGCCCCGCUACUCAUCGACCCGGAGAAGUGACCCUCCCGCGCGCCCCUCCGACGCUCACUUAAAACUUGAGAGUAGCCCUGCGUCCGCCUGUCUGUGUGCGCCGCGCCCGCGCGCUCGGGCGGAGCCUCGGGAUUGGCCGAGGGA